AUGACGACGCAAGACGAGACCUUCGAGCAAGAAAGUGUAUAUUCGUAUCAGACAGAUGACGAAGAAGACGAAGAAAGCCAAGCCAAGAGCUCCGUUCCGUCAUCUCCUUUAUCUCGUAACGGAUCCAGUAACGAUCCCGUUACCUGGCCUCGGAGUUAUAGACAAUCUAUGGAUAUGUUGACCGGAGUUACACCUCCGAAUAGGACAAGUUUUGUAUCUUCGUUUCGCCAGAGGCGACAAAGCUCUGCUUUCUGUUCCUUUACUUCAUCCCCAAGCAAACAGCAACUUCUCGUCGACAAUGAUGAGAUCCACAACUCUCGUGUAACAUCCAUCAAAUCAUUCAUUGCUUCUCAUCUCAAGCUAUCACUCCCUGAGGAUCUUUCUAUUCCCCAUGAAGGUCGCAGCUGCACGGUCUCUCAAUCCGUUCUCAAUGGAAUCAAUGUUCUAUGUGGAGGAGCUUUACUAACAAUGCCUUACGCAGUAAAAGAAGGAGGGUGGUUAGGGCUUGUAAUACUCUUCGCCUUUGGCAUCAUCACUUUCUACACAGGUAUUCUCCUCAAGAGAUGUCUCGAGAAUUCACCUGGGAUCCACACUUACCCUGACAUCGGUCAAGCGGCUUUCGGCACCACUGGACGCAUCCUCGCCUCUAUACUUCUCUAUGUGGAGUUAUAUGCAACUUGUGUGGAAUACAUAAUCAUGAUGAGUGAUAAUCUAGCAGGGAUGUUUCCAAACACCUCCUUCUACGUCAACGGAGUGUCUCUAGACGCUAAUCAAGUUUUCGCCAUUAGCGCGACUCUUAUUGUUCUUCCGACUGUCUGGCUCAGGGACCUUAGCUUAUUGUCCUAUCUCUCAGCCGGGGGUGUCUUCUCUUCAAUACUGCUUGCACUUUGCCUCUUUUGGGCUGGAACAGUCGACAAUAUUGGAUUUCACCUGAGCGGGAAAGCUCUCGAUUUAACUAACUUACCAUUCGCAAUCGGAAUUUACGGGUUCGGUUUUGGGAGUCACUCUGUUUUCCCAAACAUUUACUCAUCCAUGAAAGAACCUUCCAAGUUUCCUAUGGUUCUUCUCGCCAGUUUCGGUUUUUGCACGGUGUUUUACAUCUCUGUAGCAGUUUGUGGAUACAGCAUGUUUGGUGACGCGAUUCAAUCCCAGUUCACACUCAACAUCCCUCAACAUUUCACCUCAUCGAAAAUUGCAGCCUGGACAGCGCUCGUUACGCCAAUGACGAAAUACGCUUUAACGAUCGCUCCAGUCGUUCUGAGCCUAGAAGAGCUUAUACCGUCUUCGUCGAGAACUAUGAGAUCCAAAGGAGCCUCUACGGUUUUCAGAACCAUCUUAGUUCUCUCUACGUUGGUCGUUGCACUCACAGUUCCAUUCUUCGCUACUGUCGCGGCUCUGAUUGGAUCUUUCAUCGCAAUGCUUAUCGCGUUGAUAUUCCCUUGCCUAUGUUAUCUCAGCAUUAUGAAGGGUAGAUUAACUAACUUCCAAAUCGGAGUUUGUAUUUUCGUCAUAAUCGUCGGCGUUGUCAGCAGUUGCUGCGGGACUUACGCUGCGAUCGCCAGGUUAAUCGGCCAAAUGGCCUGA
This is a messenger RNA of Microthlaspi erraticum, 1584 nucleotides long. NCBI's taxonomy places the organism in Eukaryota, Viridiplantae, Streptophyta, Magnoliopsida, Brassicales, Brassicaceae. The record is from the annotation of a GenBank genome assembly.